Molecule: messenger RNA, 255 nt
Organism: Oikopleura dioica
Lineage: Eukaryota; Metazoa; Chordata; Appendicularia; Copelata; Oikopleuridae
Source: the annotation of a GenBank genome assembly
AUGGUUCAUGCUGUGAAAAGAUAUUGUUUUUGCCAAAGAUGCUGUCUCCGAAGAACUCAGUGCAUGGUAGCUCAAAUGGACAAGGCGCUGGAAGAACGAGACCCAAAAAUGAGAAGAGGACCUCGACAGACUUUUUCAUUCAAAUGCUUCCAUAUUCGCAUAAAACUUCGGUCGAGGAGGAAAAACAGCCGCACAGGUGAACCAAAGUUUGAGUUGAAAAACAUCUUCAGAAACAAUCGAGAAGCACAGGCCUGA